AUGGCGGCCGAGCGGACGUUGUGGUCCCCGUGGACCAGUACGGUCCUCCUGCUGGCGCUGUCCGGACUCCUCGAACCCCGCUGCGCACUAUCGGAACCGGGCAAAUGGGUUGUGAACGUGGACAACGAAACUUUGAGGAAGCACAACCUUUUCGUCUUCGCUAAAACGCUCUUCAACAACAGCGUCAUCCAUCUUAAAUUGGCGGGCCAGAGCUGCAACUCGUCUUUUCCAGUGCGCCUGAACGUCUCUUGGUACCUGAGGAGCUCUCGUUGCUACGAUGAAGUCUUCAGUCUGGACACCUUGCGAGCGGAAAAAUACUUCAGGUCCACGGAGGUGAAGCAGGAAGGAGGAAGCGGUUUCUAUGUCUUUCAUCAGUACCCUCUUAUCACCUGCGAGUCACCAGUGGACCCCAACAAAACUGUCUGUCUGACGGACUGUCUGAUGGAUUGUGACUGUCGGGUGGUGGUCUCUCUGUCUCUGACAGCUUGUGUCUUUCUGUCUGUCCGACACUGUCUGUCUUUUGGUCUGGAAACCUUCACAGAGAAAACUCCAUUGACUGAACUGCAAAUUCAGCCAAGCAAUACAAAGGCCCCCGUCAGAAACCACAGAGAUGCGGGGCUUCCUAAACCCAAGGUGCAAACAGGAGGAACGGACAAGAAGGAGGAGAAGCAGAAGAAUAAAAGUUCUGCAGGAGACACCAAAAUUGCUCCCAAACAGAGCGUCGCAGCACAUGCCCACUUGGACGCGGUGGCCGAGAGCUGGGCGGACGGUCCGUACCUCUUCCUACUGAGCGUCCGCGAGGUGGGCGGCCAGAAGGGGGAUCCGGCGCCUGCCCCUUGGAAUUUGCGGCUCGAAGUGAGCGCGACGGGACCUCGCGAUUACCUCUCAGCCUCGGAGUGGCCGCUCAUGCUGUUCUACAUGGGGAUGUGCGUGGUGUACGUGCUGCUGGCGCUCUUGUGGCUCAUCCUGUCGGCGUGCUACUGGAGGGACCUGCUCAGGAUCCAGUUCUGGAUCGGAGGCGUCAUCUUCCUGGGGAUGCUGGAGAAGGCCGUUUACUACGGCGAGUUUCAGAGCAUUCGAUACCACGGAUUUUCGGUCCAGGGGGCGGCGGUGUUCGCCGAGCUUCUGUCGGCCGUGAAGAGGACGCUGGCGCGGGUGCUGGUCAUCAUCGCCAGUCUGGGAUACGGCAUCGUCAAGCCACGGCUGGGAGCGCUGCUCCACCGCGUGGUUGCCGUCGGUCUGCUCUACCUGUUGUUCUCCACCAUUGAAGGCGUCCUGCGAGUCAACGGCGACAGAAGCAGUGACGCCGGAAGUUUGUUUUUGUGCGACGUGGUGUUAGCCUUCACCGACUCCUGUGUCAUCUGCUGGAUCUUCGUGAGUCUGGCUCAGACCAUGAAGCUUCUCCGCCUCCGCCGCAACCUGGUCAAGCUCUCGCUCUACAGGCACUUCACCAACACGCUCAUCUUGGCCGUCAUCGCGUCUGUCAUUUUCAUCGUUUGGACUACAAAGACUUUCAAGAUGGCCAAAUGUCAAUCUGACUGGCGCGAGCUUUGGAUCGAUGACGCUUUCUGGCGUUUCCUGUUCUCCGCCAUCCUGUUGGUCAUCAUGUUCCUAUGGCGACCGUCGGCCAAUAAUCAGAGGUACGCGUUCCGGCCUCUGGUGGAUGAAGAGGACAGCGACGAAGAGGAAGAGGAGGAGGAGCUGAUGGUGAACGAAGCUUUCGAAGGCAUGAAGAUGAGAGGCGUCAAGAACGAAAGCAACGGCAGCGCCGCCGCCGCCAGAGCCAGCAAAGUGGAUGAAGAUCUGAAAUGGGUGGAGGAGAACAUCCCGUCGUCAAUGGCUGACAUCGCCCUGCCGCCUCUGCUCGACUCGGAGGAGGAAAUCAUGACGACCAAGUUUGAGAUGUCCAAGAUGGAGUGA
Nerophis lumbriciformis (worm pipefish) is the source of this 1920-nucleotide messenger RNA. The record is from RefSeq and is a predicted model, not a curated record. Lineage: Eukaryota; Metazoa; Chordata; Actinopteri; Syngnathiformes; Syngnathidae.